AUGGAUUCUGAAUACCACCGAUUGGCGAAUGCCAUUCUGGAACAAGCCUCAAAGUCUCCAAGACGACGGUAUCUCGUCGCAAUUGCAGGGAUACCCGGGUCUGGCAAGACCACCACAGCUGAAGCGAUAGUCCAACAAAUAAAUAAAAGCUCACAAAGUCACGCGGCUCUUCUUUCAAUGGAUGGAUUCCAUUUAUCCCGAGCAGCUCUCGAUAAAAUGCCGAACUCCUCAGAAGCCUAUGUUCGUCGUGGUGCCCCGUGGACAUUCGACGUGGCUCGUUUUGUCGACUUCAUUCAACGACUUCGUGUCUGGGCUGAUAAGACUCCCUUGGUCACAUCUAAAUCAAGGAGUGCUUGGUCUACCACUGACAUCAUACACGCACCAACAUUCGAUCAUGAAGCCAAGGAUCCAGUGGAAGACGGGAUUGCAAUCACACCGGAUACAUCGGUAAUCAUUAUCGAGGGGAAUUAUCUUCUACUUGAUGAGCCGGGCUGGCGGGAUCUAGCUUCUCUGGUUGAUUAUCGAGUUUUUGUUGAUGCUGAUCUACAAGAAGCUCGUGAUAGGACUGCCAAACGGCAUGUGCGAGCAGGAAUUGAGAAGAAUCUGAAAGAUGGGUAUCGACGGGUUGAUAGUAAUGAUUAUUUGAAUGGAGUCUCGAUCAGGGAGAAAUUAUUGGCUCCAGAUAUGGUAGUGAAGAGUGUGACGGUCACAAGUACGACUUAG
Messenger RNA from Penicillium malachiteum, 723 nucleotides. Its product is annotated as phosphoribulokinase/uridine kinase family protein. NCBI's taxonomy places the organism in Eukaryota, Fungi, Ascomycota, Eurotiomycetes, Eurotiales, Aspergillaceae. Gene Ontology annotation, molecular function: ATP binding; kinase activity. The transcript has a single exon. Gene Ontology annotation, cellular component: cytoplasm. The record is from RefSeq and is a predicted model, not a curated record. The coding region runs from base 1 to 723 and encodes 240 amino acids.